Messenger RNA from Paramormyrops kingsleyae, 3862 nucleotides. It is a transcript of the gene fbxl22, whose product is annotated as F-box and leucine-rich repeat protein 22. Gene Ontology annotation, biological process: SCF-dependent proteasomal ubiquitin-dependent protein catabolic process. Lineage: Eukaryota; Metazoa; Chordata; Actinopteri; Osteoglossiformes; Mormyridae. Gene Ontology annotation, molecular function: protein binding. The record is from RefSeq and is a predicted model, not a curated record. Gene Ontology annotation, cellular component: SCF ubiquitin ligase complex.
CAGGAAUAGUCAUCCUUCUCCCGGCCUUAUAUGUGCAGAGGGCUUCUCGGUGCUCCUCUGCUGGGAUAACACAGCCAAACCACUCAACACAGACCGCUGACACGCUGCCGUACCGUCUGCCCAGGCCAUCCUCCAGUCAGUACGACCACUACCUGCUCAGCAUGCACAUCACACAGCUUAACCGUGAAUGCUUACUCCACCUCUUCUCCUUCCUGGACAAGGAUAGUCGCCUGAGCUUGUCGCUGACGUGUCUCCACCUCAGAGAUGUCUUUCUGGAACCAGGCCUGUGGCCCUUGCUGCGUUUCCACUCGCCGGGUGAGCUGAAUAAGUGUAACUUUUUGUUGGGGGCCUCACUGCGCUACCUGUCCAUAUGCUGGUACUCCAGCAGGGUCAAGGUCUGCAACAUCGAAGACUGGAUGAAGACCACUUUUCAGAAGGACAUCUGCAGCAGACAUGAGGGGCUGGUCAGUGCAUUCCUGGCUCGCGUAUGCAAAACGUGUCCAAACCUGACCUCUCUGACACUGGCAGGUUGUGGUCACAUCACAGACGACGAUGUGGUUGGCGUCCUACGGAGCUGCGCAGCCCUGCGCCGUCUGCGCCUGGAGAACUGCGUGCGCAUCACCGACACUCUGCUGCAUGGCAUCGUCACCUACGGCUCUGCCCUGAGGACCGUACAGAUCGACUUCUGUCGUAACGUGACCCAGGCAGGGUUACAGGUGGUGGCGUCACAGCGGCCUGCGAUCCAGCUGAGCGCCGAUAGAAGUGCAGGGAUGAUACCCGACUGUCUUCCUCAGGAUAGCCCUCGGGACAGGCGACUGAGGCUCAGCCAGCUCCGGGAAGCUCCCAGGACAGUCAGAGGAACUCUCAGAGGGACAGGCAGCGGGACAGUGUGAAGGACAGUCCGAGUCAUAGACAACAGGCUACAAAUUCAGUGGCACAGUGAGGGGGACAGAGCAGAGGGACAGUACUAAGGACAGACACUGGGACAAUGAGAAGUAAAGGCACUUUGAAUGGGGAACCUUGAAAAUAUCCAUGACAGACAAAACUAAUACAUACGCAGUGGGACAGGCACUAGGACAAGGGGAAGGAUAGGUAGGGGGACAGUGAGAGGGACGGACAGGAAAUGAGAUAACCGCAGUGCCAUAGGACACGGAGGAACACAAAGUCAACAAGCUGGAAUAUGGCCGAUAGUGAGAAUUAUCCGUUUAUGUUUGUGUGAAGCAUAUUUUUGGGGACCAUGAAGAAAGAAAGCAAAUUGAUUAGAAAAUGGAUAAUGUUGUCAAUAUACAGUUAUAAUUAAUUGCCAUAUUUUUACAUAUUACUUCAGUUCUUUUUAUUACUUUUGUAUUUUAAAUUGAAUUCCAGGUUUGUUUUUCAGCUGUAGUAUUACGUUGUGUUUAACUUUUUAUAACAUAUAAUUUUUUAAAUAAAUAUUGAAAGCCUUCCACAAGCAGGUAUAGGAAAUUGAUGGAUGGAUGGAUGGAUGGAUGGAAGGACAGAAUAUGUCUUUUUCAUGUUAUUAUUUUAUCUGUGCCAUUAAUCUCAUUGUUUUUGUCUGGAGAUACAUUUGUUUAUUGACCUCUUGUUGCCCAAUUAUGGAAGUAAUGUGUUAGGUUGUGUUGAGUCCUAAUUUAACUGGGUGCAGUGGGCAGGACACUGUCCAGACGUAAUUCCAGUAAAAACUAUGGGCACUAUCUGUUGGGUUUUACAGUGAGAAGUGAUGCAACUCCAGUAAAAACUGGGGCACUGUCUAUCAGGCUUUACUGUGAGCAGUGAUGUAACUCCAGUAAAAACUGGGGCACUGUCUAGCUGGCUUUAGAGUAAGUAGUCAUGUAAUAUCGAUAAAAGCUAGGGUACUAUCUGGUCGGUUUUACAGUGAGCAGUGAUGUAAUUCCAGUAAAAGCUGGGGCUCUGCCUAACUGGCUUUAAAACCUGGAGUUCUCUGAGGGUGCCAGACAGACCUGUGAAUAGACACACUUCAUGCAAGAGAGCAGCAAGUUUGAAAAUAGCUGGGAUGAGGUCUACUUUGCCAAUUUUGGCUGCUUGUGCAAGCAGGGGUUCUCCAGUGUUUGGGCCUGCAUGACAUUCCUGCUUCCCAAAGCAAGGUCUGAUCUUAACUGUGCCUGUUCCUUCAGAGACGCUCUUCAUUAGGCUUCAUUAUCAGCUUUCAGUAGAUACAUAUGUGAAGUUUCUGAUCUGCAAGGGAAAUAAUAAGAUAUUAUAGUUCUGAAUAACUGGUAGUAACAUAGGAUAGAUAGAUAGAUAGAUAGAUAGAUAGAUAGAUAGAUAGAUAGAUAGAUAGAUAGAUAGAUAGAUAGAUAGAUAUUUGAAAUUCCAUAAUCAAUUCAAAUUACACUUGAAACAUUUGAGUCAAAUUCCCUGUUCUAAGCUGAAUAUGUAAAAGUCCAGAUAGAAUAACCAGUAGAACAUGCUUAGCUACCAUUGGCACUAUUUGUGAAUGAAAAUGCACUUAUUAAUUAUAUCAAUUUUUUAAAUGAUUUUGGAAAUUGUCUACUCACAGUUUAAAGCCUUCCAUGCAAGACAAUGUAUACCAAUCACAUAGAUACAGCUAUUGGUCUUUGCCAAUGUAUACCAUUCUCAUUGAUACAGCUAUUAGUUUUGUCAGUGUAUACCAAUCACAUAGAUACAGCUAUUGGUCUUUGCCAGUGUAUACCAAUCACAUAGAUACAGCUAUUGGUCUUUGCUAGUGUAUACUAAUCACAUAGAUAAAGCUAUUGGUCUUUGCCAGUGAAUACCAAUCACAUAGAUAUAGCUUUUGGUCUUUGUCAGUGUAUACCAAUCACAUAGAUAUAGCAUUUGGUCUUUGUCAGUGUAUACCAAUCACAUAGAUACAGCUAUUAGUCUUUGCCAGUGUAUACUAAUCACAUAGAUACGACUUUUGGUCUUUGUCAGUGUAUACCAAUCACAUAGAUAUAGCUUUUGGUCUUUGUCAGUGUAUACCAAUCACAUAGAUACAGCUUUUGGUCUUUGCCAGUAUAUACCAAUCACAUAGAUACAGCUUUUGGUCUUUGCCAGUAUAUACCAAUCACAUAGAUAUAGCUUUUGGUCUUUGUCAGUGUAUACCAAUCACAUAGAUACAGCUUUUGUUCUUUUUACUGAAAUAAAUACCAUUGUACAGAAACUGUAUUGGAGGGGUUCCUGCCGUGGGCCUCUAUCCAUUUAGGGUCAGUUUCUAGUAAAAAAACAUUAAGAAGUGCAGUUACAGUCAAAGCACCUGUAAUGUUUAUCCAAAGCCAGGUGUAAACUUUUAUUAGUCUGUACAUUUUAAUGUGCCAAUUAAUGUUAACCCUAACCUGACUACUCCUGUUACGGCCACACUGUGUCUUUCUCAUGGUAAACUUACUAAGUAUGUAAACUAGAGAUCAACUAGAUACCCUUUGACCCAGUUUCAGUUCAAAUUCCAUUCUUUAAAAAGUCACAUAAUGAACAAAGCCACCAGUUCCGCAGAUUUCAAAACUCAAUUGCUUAAUUUGGAGAUGCCGAUUCUGCUGCAACAGCUUUAAACUUAAAGUUUAAAGUUGCAAUUAAUCAGUAUUCAAUGGAGUUAGAAUUGCAGUCUGUACAUUUGGUUAAAAUGCGCAGAUAUGACAUUGCAGUUACACUGACAUGAUUUAUUUGUGGGCGUUGAUCUGAAACUCGUUGUUAUGGCAUCUCACACACUCAUUCCUCAUUAUAAAAGUUCAAAGGCCAUGGAAGCUCCUGCCCAAACUCAUAGCUGGUGAUUGACAGGCAAGAUUCACGUUUGAUCUUAUUUCCUGACCCUGUUUCUGUGGAUUAUAUUUAAGCAACGUGAGUAAUGCAUGGCUGUCUUUGUGCACCAACACAGCAGUUGCAUAGUGUG